This is a messenger RNA of Gavia stellata (red-throated loon), 1218 nucleotides long. It is a transcript of the gene STAC, whose product is annotated as SH3 and cysteine rich domain. Gene Ontology annotation, biological process: positive regulation of protein localization to plasma membrane; skeletal muscle contraction; positive regulation of voltage-gated calcium channel activity. Gene Ontology annotation, cellular component: extrinsic component of cytoplasmic side of plasma membrane. The transcript is spliced from 11 exons. Lineage: Eukaryota; Metazoa; Chordata; Aves; Gaviiformes; Gaviidae. Gene Ontology annotation, molecular function: transmembrane transporter binding. Bases 1 to 1218 code for a protein of 405 amino acids. The record is from RefSeq and is a predicted model, not a curated record.
AUGAUUCCUCCGAGCAGCACGACUGAAGUCAGCGUGGAUAGUGUGGAGAAAGAGAAUGAAGUGGAGAGCACAGAGCAGCCCCCCUCUCCAGCAUCAACUACCAGCCAGGAAUCAAAGCUGCAGAAACUGAAACGAUCACUCUCCUUCAAGACCAAGAGCUUGCGAAGUAAAAGUGCAGACAAUUUCUUCCAGAGGACUAAUAGUGAUGUGAAACUGCAAGUCGACUUGAUGCCGGAGGUGAGCACAAGCACUGGGCAGCUCCCGAGCUCAGAAAGCCAGGCAUCCUCCCCCACAAGAGCCCACCAGCUGCCAGAAAACAACAAGGCUCACAUCUUCCAGGAGCACAUCUUCAAAAAACCCACCUUCUGUGAUGUCUGCAACCACAUGAUUGUUGGGACAAACGCUAAGCAUGGACUGCGCUGUAAGGCUUGUAAGAUGAGCAUCCACCACAAAUGUGUAGACAGUAUUGGACAACAGCGUUGCAUGGGCAAGCUGCCAAAAGGAUUUCGACGGUACUACAGCUCACCGCUACUCAUUCAUGAACAGUUUGGCUGCAUCAAAGAAGUGAUGCCUAUUGCCUGUGGAAAUAAGGUCGACCCUGUGUAUGAAACUCUGCGCUUUGGAACUUCCUUAGCUCAGAAAACCAAAAAGGGCAGUUCUGGAAGUGGGUCUGACUCUCCCAACAGAAACUCUACAGCUGACCUGGCAGAAGUUCCUGAGGAAGGCGAUAGCUCUGCAGGCACCCUUGACAUAAGCAGGAAACGCAGCAACAGUGUGUUUACAUACUCCGAAAAUGGCACAGAACACUUUGGAGAAGAACCAAAAAGUAUACAUUCCCCGGGACCAUUUUAUAAAAGCACGUUACAAAUGAACACCUAUGUUGCCUUGUACAAAUUUGUACCACAAGAAAAUGAAGACUUGGAGAUGAGGCCAGGGGAUAUGAUCACUCUUCUGGAAGACUCCAACGAAGACUGGUGGAAGGGGAAAAUUGAGGACAGAACUGGAUUUUUUCCUGCUAACUUUGUUCAAAGGGUGCAACAUGAUGAGAAGAUUUACAGGUGUAUCAGGACAUUCAUUGGCUGCAAGGAACAGGGACAGAUAACUCUGAAAGAGAACCAGAUUUGUGUGACUUCUGAAAAGGAACACGAUGGCUUUAUCAAAGUAUACAGCGGGAAGAAGAAAGGCUUUGUCCCCAUAGACGUCUUAGAAAACAUCUGA